AUGUCUCCAAUCAUAUCUUCAUCUAUUGACCUUGUAGGAAAAACACCUCUUUUGGACCUAGGUCCGCUAAAUAACAAAGGGUGUGCACACGUUUAUGCCAAGUUAGAGAGUCAUAAUCCAGGCGGCAGUGUUAAAGAUCGAAUUUGUCGUAGUAUGAUCUUAGCGGCAGAAGCAAAAGGAAACUUACAACCAGACUCAAUUAUUAUUGAACCAACAAGCGGUAAUACAGGUAUCGGUUUAGCUUGGCUUGCAGCAGCUCGUGGUUACGAAUGUAUCUUAACCAUGCCCGAAAGCAUGAGCCCCGAACGAAUUCAACUAUUACAAGCUUUUGGUGCGACCGUAGAGCUAACACCGCAUGAAGGUGGUAUGGGUAGUGCUAUUAUUCGGGCAGAAGAACUAUUGGCCCAUUACGGAGAACGUGCUUUUAUGCCUCAACAAUUUGAAAACCCGGCAAAUCCUGAAGCACAUCGUCUAACCACGGGUCCAGAAAUCUUACAAGCGAGUCAAGAACUGGGGUUAGAAAUUACAGCAUUUGUUGCUGGUGUCGGUACAGGAGGUACCCUUACCGGUGUUGGUGAAACCCUUAGACAGCAACAAGAAAAUGUAACAAUUGUUGCCGUAGAACCGACUAAAAGUCCUGUUCUUUCCGGAGGAAAACCAGGCAAUCAUAAUAUCCAAGGUAUCGGUGCUGGUUUCAUACCUAAAAUUCUCAACCUGGACCUAAUUGACCGUAUUGAACUUGUCGAUGACCAAGAAGCAAUUGAUAUGCAACGACGUCUCGCUCGUGAAGUUGGUAUCUUCGCCGGUAUUAGUGCAGGCGCAAAUGUUGUUGCUGCCCUAGAAGUAGCAACAGACCUACCAGCAGAUACAGCAGUUAUUACCAUUAUCUGUGAUACCGGCGAACGUUAUUUAAGCUUAGACUUAUUCUAA
Ylistrum balloti is the source of this 930-nucleotide messenger RNA. RefSeq names its product cysteine synthase-like. Gene Ontology annotation, cellular component: cytoplasm. NCBI's taxonomy places the organism in Eukaryota, Metazoa, Mollusca, Bivalvia, Pectinida, Pectinidae. The transcript has a single exon. The record is from RefSeq and is a predicted model, not a curated record. Bases 1 to 930 code for a protein of 309 amino acids. Gene Ontology annotation, molecular function: cysteine synthase activity; L-cysteine desulfhydrase activity.